Messenger RNA from Tripterygium wilfordii, 2493 nucleotides. RefSeq names its product GTPase LSG1-2. NCBI's taxonomy places the organism in Eukaryota, Viridiplantae, Streptophyta, Magnoliopsida, Celastrales, Celastraceae. Gene Ontology annotation, molecular function: GTPase activity; GTP binding. The transcript has 7 exons. Gene Ontology annotation, cellular component: cytosol. The record is from RefSeq and is a predicted model, not a curated record. Bases 154 to 1944 code for a protein of 596 amino acids.
AUGGCAAAGCAACGGAGCCCCUAAAGCAUAUUCAUCUUCUGGACAUACUGCGACAGCGCGACCCUAUUCGCACCGCCGUUGAAACAACACCCGCGUACGAUUGAAUAUUUAUAAGCAGAGAGAGAGAGGUUUCAAUUUGAAGUAUCGAAGACGAUGGGGAAGAAUAGCGAGAAGACAGGUUUAGGGAGGUUGCUGGUGAAGCAUCAAAACCAAAUGAUCCAACAGUCCAAAGAGAAGGGUAGGUUUUACAAGAGCCAGCACAGGAAGGUUAUGGAAUCGGUCACCGAGGUCAGCGACAUCGACACCGUCAUGCAGCGUGUAGAUGAAGAAGACCUGCUAUUGUCUGUCGAUCGUUCUGUCCCCAACCUCCUAAAUUUGGACACAAACUCUAGUACCAGUGACAUGACACCUGAGGAAAGGAGAAGACUGCAGAAGGAAGAGGAGGUUUUGCAUGCUAGCAGUCUCCAAGUCCCUCGUAGACCACCGUGGAAUGCUACAAUGUCUGUGGAAGAACUUGAUUCCAAUGAAAGACAAGCUUUCUUGAUCUGGCGCCGGAGUCUUGCAAGACUUGAGGAGAAUGAGAAGCUGGUUCUCACUCCAUUUGAGAAGAACCUGGAUAUUUGGAGGCAGCUUUGGCGGGUGGUUGAACGUAGUGACUUGCUUGUAAUGGUUGUUGAUGCACGAGACCCACUUUUCUAUCGCUGCCCUGAUCUUGAGGUAUAUGCACGGGAGAUUAAUGAGCACAAAAGGACACUGCUUCUUGUAAACAAAGCAGAUCUUUUACCAUUUUCUGUCAGGAAGAAAUGGGCAGAGUAUUUUCGUGGUCAUGAGAUUCUUUUUGUUUUCUGGUCUGCUAAAGCUGCUUCUGCUGCACUGGAGGGGAAAGAGCUUAGUGCCUCAUGGGAUACACAAGAUACCCGGGGAAAGAUGGAUGAUCCUGAUAUUCAAAUUUGUGGCAGGGAUGAACUUUUAUCUCGUUUACAGUCUGAAGCUGAAAAGAUAGUUAAAAUGAGGGUCAAAUUGGGCUCUAGUAGCAAUGAGCCAUCAAAUGCUCAAUCGCUUGGUGGAAAUAUUACAGGAAAUACGUCUUCUAAAAGUGUGAUAGUAGGGUUUGUGGGCUAUCCUAAUGUGGGCAAGAGCUCAACUAUCAAUGCUCUUGUAGGCCAAAAACGAGCUGGGGUCACCUCUACUCCAGGAAAGACAAAACAUUUCCAAACUUUGACAAUCUCUGAUGAGCUGACUUUAUGCGACUGCCCUGGAUUAGUGUUCCCAUCUUUUUCAAGCUCGAGAUAUGAGAUGAUUGCUUCUGGGGUUCUACCGAUUGAUCGGAUGACUGAGCACAGGGAGGCUGUGCAGGUUGUGGCUAAUAGAGUCCCAAGGCAUGUAAUUGAGGAUGUUUACAAGAUAAAUCUACCAAAACCCAAGCCAUACGAGCUACAAUCUCGGCCUCCUUUGGCAUCUGAACUUUUGAGGGCCUAUUGUGCCUCGCGUGGCUAUGUUGCAUCAGGUGGAUUACCGGAUGAAACUAGGGCUGCACGUCAAAUUUUGAAAAAUUACAUUGAUGGGAAGCUGCCCCACUAUGAAAUGCCCCCUGGAAUGCAUGAUGGUGAAGGUGAUCUGGAAGAAGCUGUGGCGGCCAAGUUGCCUGAAAUUCAAGAGUCAGAUUCAUCUGAUGUUGAGAACCCUUCCGAUGAUGAAGGUGGGAAUGCACCUGGUCUUGAUCAGGUGUUGGAUGAUCUCAAAUCAUUUGACAUGGCCAAUGGCCUUGCUACUAAGAAAGUUACUGUCAAGAAAACGAAUGCAUCCAAUAAGCACCACAAAAAGCCUCAAAGGAAAAAGGAUCGGUCGUGGAGGGUUGGAAAUGGUGAUGGUGAUGGUGAUGGAAUGCCUGUGGCAAGAUACUUCCAAAAGCCUGCCAAUACAGAUCCUUUAAAAGCUAUAUGAAUCCCCUGAUGUGAAAAUAGAUCAACUGAUGCCUUUUCUGGUGCAAUCAUGUUUCUCCUGAGAUGUGAACAAAUGAGUUACUUGCUACUGUCUGUUUGCUUACUCAAGGAGGUGGAAGGUCAGUAAAGAUUAAAAAAAAAAUACACUAUUGCGUAUCCCUAGCAAUGAAAUAGUUUGCUGAGCACAUUCUUACUAUUAGUAUCUUUCCGCGACAGGAAGAAGCUGAGCCAUUGAAAUUGUUUGGUAUGACUGAGCCACAGUACUGACCUGAAUUGGGUAUGAGAAGUAACUUAUGUCAUUGGUAUGGUCUUCUUUCUUAGGCGGCAAAAAUCCUUGUGAUAACAUUUAAUGCCGAGUAAAAAACAAGAGAUCAUGUAUUUCAUGUAUUUAUGUUAUGUGCAUUAGCCUGUUGGUGUGGUUGCAGAAUCCUGUGUAUGGCAGGCUGAAUCUUUCUUUUGUUGGGAGUGGAGGUUUACCUGCUUGAGAUUUAUCAAAGUUGUAUUAAAACUGAAAAAGAGAACUAGACUGAUUUUUCUUUCCAAUUGAAAA